Molecule: messenger RNA, 760 nt
Organism: Alnus glutinosa
Lineage: Eukaryota; Viridiplantae; Streptophyta; Magnoliopsida; Fagales; Betulaceae
Exons: 1
Coding region: 160-540 (126 amino acids)
Source: RefSeq, a predicted model, not a curated record
UCACUCCUAUUUAUAUUAACCCCCAAGUCCCAACCACUACCACUACCACCACCACCACCACCACCAUCCUCAUCGCCCUCUAAUCUCUUUCGCUAAAACUCACUUUCUUUCUCUCUUUGGAUAUCCAUUGAUCUACGAGUAGUAGAGCACGUACCAGCAAUGUAUAACGAAUUCCAGCAACCAUCCACGCCCUCGCUGAGGCACAAGGUAAAGCUGUGGUGUUUCUCCUCCUCGGUCCACCACAGCGGGCCUCCGGAAGGCGAUGAUCAGGACAAGCCGCGGUCUCCGCGCUCGCCCUACGCGUGGAUCAAAUCGACCGCCCAGGACCUGCCCGAGAUACGUGACCGAUGCAAGAACCUGAUCUCGCGGAUCGGCUGCAGGGCCCGCAGCAGGCACCACCGCUCGCACUCAGCGGACUUCAGCUACGACCCGCUGAGCUACGCGCUCAAUUUCGAAGACGACACACGGGUCGACGAGUUCCCGCUCAACUUCUCCGCGAGGCUCGCGGCGUCGAGGAGGGAUAUCGUUGCGUUUAGCUGAGAAUGAUUUGCCGUUAAUUUGGGUCGUGUUGCAUGUUUUCUGUAUGUACAGAGACAGAGUUUUAAUUUGAUGGUACUCCGAAUUAAUGAGUACAAUGUAGUUUGCCUGACAUUGAUUUUGUCUGGUCAGAAGCUAUAUACAUAGUGUAUGCAUUUUGUAAGUUUCAAUUAAUUUCGUUAUGAAUUGUGCUUAUAGCGACUAUUAAUUUAGGCGUUUUAUA